Messenger RNA from Oncorhynchus nerka (sockeye salmon), 6150 nucleotides. Its product is annotated as G-protein coupled receptor-associated protein LMBRD2B. Gene Ontology annotation, cellular component: membrane. NCBI's taxonomy places the organism in Eukaryota, Metazoa, Chordata, Actinopteri, Salmoniformes, Salmonidae. The transcript is spliced from 18 exons. Gene Ontology annotation, biological process: adrenergic receptor signaling pathway. The record is from RefSeq and is a predicted model, not a curated record. Bases 164 to 2296 code for a protein of 710 amino acids.
CAUUACGCAAACCAGGAAGAACCAAGGACGUGACGCUAAUUCUUCCAUGGUACACGGUAGCUGUAUUUUACAAUAUCAUAACUGGUACUGUGAUUUUGGCUGGAUCCUUAACAGUCGAAUGUAACUGCUGCUGGUUUCGAGAGCAAUAAGAGAGGCAGUCAGGAUGAGUGGGGCUGCGCUGGGCAUUGAGAUAGUGGUGGUGUUCUUCCUGGCUCUGUUCCUGCUGCAUCGCUAUGCAGACUUCCGUAAGCAGCAGAGGAUGGUGCUGUUUGGCACCUUACUGGCCUGGUACCUGUGUUUCCUCAUCGUCUUCAUUCUUCCUCUGGACAUCAGCACGACGAUCUACAAGCAGUGUAAGAUUGAUCAUGAAGAACAUGCCUCCAUAUCCCUGGUGACCGCACUGAUAUCCAAUCAAACUGCAGGAAACUCCACCACGGCCACACCCACUAAAAGUGUUCCAAAGGUGUGUUACAAGCCGUGGAGCUACAUUCCAGAUGGAAUCAUGCCUGUGUUCUGGAGGGUUGUUUACUGGACCUCUCAGUGUCUCACCUGGCUGCUGCUGCCCUUCAUGCAAUCCUAUGCACGCUCGGGGGGCUUCUCCAUCACUGGGAAAAUAAAGACGGCACUGAUAGAGAAUGCCAUUUAUUACGGGACAUACCUGCUCAUCUUCGGAUCGCUGCUUAUCUACGUGGCCGUUCACCCUCAGUGGCACCUCUCCUGGUAUGAGCUCCAGACAAUAGGCAUCACUGCAGCCAACACCUGGGGCCUGUUCCUGCUGGUGCUGUUGCUAGGUUAUGGCCUAGUAGAGAUUCCGCGCUCGUAUUGGAACGCCUCGCGGCAGGGACACCUGCUCAUCAAGACUUACUUCAAGGCAGCCAAGCUGAUGACAGAGAAGGCUGAUGCAGAGGAGAAUCUAGAGGACGUCAUGGAGGAAGUGAGAAAAGUCCAAGAAUCCAUCAAGUAUAACCACCCACUGAGGAAGUACAUCGAUACUAUUCUUAGAAAGUGUCCUGUGGAGUACCAGGAGAAGAUGGGCAGAAACAUGGAUGACUAUGAGGACUUUGAUGACAAACAGAACACUUAUCCUAGUGAGAAGAACCUGGUGAAGCUUCACAAACAGGUGAUCUACGCAGUGCAGAGGCACAACAGGACCCAUGUCCAGUGGCAGAUCCUCCUGCAGCAGGCUAUGCACCUGGAGGACGUGGCCAAGAAUGAGACCAGCUCAGCCCACCAGUUUGUUCACAGCUUCCCCUCCACAGAACCAACUAGCUGGCUCAGCCCAUACUUAUACACUCCUACUGUAGAGUGGUACUGGGAGUGUCUGCUGAGACAGUGGUUCUACCGGCUGCUGGCUGUGUUGCUGUCUCUGUUCUCUUUGGGUGUGGUGUGGUCUGAGUGCACCUUCUUCAGCACCCGGCCUGUCCUCUCACUCUUCGCUGUCUUCAUCCAGCUCGCUGAGAGAGACUACAACUACUUGUAUAUCGAGAUGGCGUGCUUCAUCACCAUCUUCUUCCUGUGUACCUGCGUUUACUCCACUGUGUUCCGGAUCCGAGUGUUCAACUACUACUACCUGGCCUCACACCACCAGACUGACGCCUACAGCCUGCAGUUCAGUGGCAUGCUGUUCUGCCGUCUGACCCCUCCUCUGUGUCUGAACUUCCUGGGUCUGAUCCACAUGGACUCUGCCAUCUCCCACCAACUGAAGGAGCAGACGGCCUACACCUCUAUCAUGGGUUCUAUGAGGGUCCUAUCGUUCAUCGCUAAUGGCUUCUAUAUCUACUACCCCAUGCUUAUAUUGCUGCUAUGUAUCGCUACCUACUUCAGCCUGGGUACCCGCUGUCUGAACCUCCUGGGCUUUCAGCAGUUCGUGGGAGACAAUGAAAUGACCUCUGACCUGAUUGAUGAGGGAAAGGAGCUCAUUCGACGAGAGAAAAGAAAGCGCCAAAGGACAGAGGAUGGAGAGAACCGGCGAAGGGAGUGGAAGGAGCGUUAUGGUAACACUCGGGAAGACACUGCCAGGAACAGGAAUAGAAAUGAAGCCGCAGAAAUGACGGAGACCAACUACUCUGAUACUGUGCCUAUCCCUAACACUAGUCCUAACAGACAGGUGAAGUACUCUCGGACUGGCAGAGGAACAGAGAGAGAUUCUAUAGAACUUCUCGAGGACGCAGAGCCUUUGGACUUCAAUGCAGAGACUCUUUCAGACGACCCUCUUGAAGCAGACUCCACCAGGCAUGUACCAGGCAGGUACCUGUCCAUGUCCUCGUCACGGAGCAGAAUCUUUGAUGAUGUUUGAGAAGAGUAGCGAGGGAGAGUCGAAGGAAUAGGAAAGCUAAAUAUUGCACAUUAAUUUUCAUCCUCCACUCAUCCACCUUGUAGGGAAGACUACGAAGGAGAGAGACUCUCAGGCUCUGUGAAUGUAGCACGAUCUCUUAUAUUCCACUCCACUGUUGGCAUGAUGUAUCUGCUGCUCCUUGUCUCCAAUAGCUUGUCUUCUGUCAAAACACUCCAGUGGCUGUUGAUAUACACUUCCCCAUUAGACCGAUAGCUGUCCUCCCCUGUGCAGCAUGUCAUGAAUGCAGAUCCGUACCCCAUUUGGGCUCAUCACUUUCUCAUCCGUUAAACCACUUCGUCAUUUCUGUUAUUACUUCUGAAUUUCCGUUCAAGGUCCUCUUCCUGUGGUAUACCCUGUGAUCUUUACAAUGGAUGUAUAAAGUGUCUUACCUCAAAUCUGGUUGAUGGGCUGAUUACAUUGUUCAUCAUUUUGAUGAGAAGAUAAGUAAUUACUACUAAUUUAAGGAUAUUUUUGGAGGAAGACUUAUUUAAAAUGUAUGAAGUUAUAUUUAACCCAUGAAAAGUUACUAACUUUCUACUUAUUUAACUGUCAGCAAAAUGGAAAUAGUGGGAAUAAUUAUCAAUGUUUCAAUGGAGCGGCAGGUAGCCUAGUGGUUAGAGCGUUGGACUAGUAACUGAAAGGAUGCAAGAUCGAAUCCCCGAGCUGACAAGGUAAAAAUCUGUUGUUCUGCCCCUGAACAGGCAGUUAACCCACUGUUCCUAGGCCGUCAUUGAAAAUAAGAAUUUGUUCUUAACUGACCUGCCUAGUUAAAUAAAGGUUAAAAUUAUUAUAUAUAUUUUUUAAAUGAGUCUUGUGUUGCCAGUCUUGUAUUAUUCUGGUAUAUGGACGGAAGGACCGUUGCUUAGGUCUGUUUCGGAAGCUGCUACCAUAGAAACUGAGUGUACCGUAUUUAGACCUACAGUCCUCUAUUUAAUGAGCAAUCUAUGUAAUCCAGCCCACACUGAGUUAACUCAAUUAACAGUGUUUGUACUGCCCAUAGAUCCUGCCCUGAGAUACAGUAUUUGUUCUUAUCAUUCACUUGAAUUGAUGUGAGAUUUGUGCAAAUUGGAUCUCAAAUUGGAAUUUGGCCCAUAAUGCUCGAGAUGUUGUUGAAAUUGGAGGUCAACUGAUACAGCCGAUACUAAAAAAAAGAUUUACCAUUGCUCUUAAUUGAGAUAUGUUCUCUAUGUUCUAUUCCAAGUGUCAAAAUGACCUUAAAUUUGUUUGAAAAUAGUUUUUGUGGAUUCUGUUGAAAGGCCUGUUUAAAAGUAAUGUUCUAUAUUGUGUCAUUAGCGAUUAACUGCUUGACAUAAGUAACAACUUAUUUAUUGUCAAACUAUUUGAAUUUUAGGUGUUAAAUUAUCUACGGAAGUCUUUUUGGGAUAUCAUUGUGCCAUAUUAUUUUGUUUAUUUGACUGCAUUACAAAAAUGGCAUAGGCAUAUUUUUUCCAGUUAUGAUUUCAUUAUUUUUGGUUUAAUUACUUGGCUCAACCAAAAAUAAAAGUGAAUUUUUUUUAAAUGUAUUGCAUUGAAAUAUUUAUUCUUACGUUGUUCAAGAGGUCUUGCUGGAAGGUACUGCGACGCAACAGGUCAUUGUGCCACUGAAAUACAUUGUCCUAUAAAUAUGACUUCAUAUUGUGUCAACUUGAAACUACUGUAACUGUAUGAGCUUGGUUGGAUGAGGAAUUCAGGUAAAAACGGUCAGAAGCAUGCAUGUUAAAUGCAUGGUAUUCACCAUUUUGAAGGAGUUGGACAAUUAUUAUAAAAUCGUGUUAAAUUGUAAUCGGUUGUAAAUAAUAUUUUAGAUUUAACCAGUCCCCCGUCUCUCAAUGUAUUUGUUAAUGAUGCUCUCUUUUUAAAAAUUGUAUUAUAUGGUUCUAUUAAUCUGGCAGACAAAGGUCAACACAUGUACAACAUGCUAUUUAUUCUAAAUUCAUUUAACUGCAUCUGUUGAGGUCACUGGUAACCAUGGGCUAAAAAAAAUAGUCUUGUCAGGUUAGAUGCCCCUUGAACUCCUUACAAUCUCUUUUUGUAAAAAGUAAGAAAUUAAUUACAUUGAUGCUCCCCAACUUUUGUAUAAUUUCAGCCACUAGUUUUGAAAGUGGUUUGCCCAAGUUUAACAGGUCCCAGUUUGUGUACUACGUCAUCCAAUUUUGUCAUCCAUUUUGUAUGUUACAUUCUGAUUUUGUAUUUUUUGUUGUAAUUCCUAUAUGUUAUGAAUACAAUAUGUUACAAAAUUUGUGCUUAAGAUCCUGGACUGCAUCUUUUAAAGUAACGUUCCUAAUGAAUUAUACAGACGUGUAGUGUUAUUGAUACUUUUGGUCAUGUAUUGUAUGUGGAAACAUCUCAUUUCAAAAUCAUGGGCAUUAAUAUGGAGUUAGUGUCCCCCCCUUGAGGCUAUAACAGCCUCCACUCUUCUUGGAAGGCUUUCCACUAGAUGUUGGAACCAGUGGUGUAAAGUACUUUCAAGUAUUUUUACUUAAGUUGUUUUUUGGUAUCUACUUUACUAUUUAUAUUUUUGACAACUUUUACUUCACUUACAUUCCUAAAGAAAAUAAUUUACUUUGUACUCGUUACAUUUUGAUUGCUUAGCAGGACAGGAACAUGGUCCAAUUCACACACGUAUCAAUGGAACAUCCCUGGUCAUCCAUACUGCCUCUUGUCUGGCGGACUCGCUAAACACAUGCUUCGUUUGUAAAUUAUGUCUGCAUGUUGUACUGUGACCCUGGCUAUCCGUAAAUUAAAAAAGUAUAUAUAAUAUGCCAUCUGGUUUGCUUAAUAUUAGCAAUUUGAAAUUAUUUAUACUUUUUUUUUUUUUUUUUUACAUUUAAAACCAAGUAAUUUUAGACUUAAGUAAUAUUUUACUGGGUGACUUUUACUUGUAAUUUUCUAUUAAGGUAUCUUUACUUUUACUCUAUGGUAAUUGGGUAAUUUUCCCCACCACUGGUUGGAAUAUUGCUGCCAUUCAGCCACGAGCAUGAGUGCGGUCAGGCACUGAUGUUGGGUGAUUAGGCCUGGCUCGCAGUCAGCGUUCCAAUUUAUCUCAAAGGUGUUUGAAGAGGUUGAGGUCAUAGCUCUGUGCAGGCCAGUCAAGUUCUUCCACACUGAUCUCGACAAACCAUUUCUUUCCACUGCUCCAGACUCCAAUGGUGGUGAGCUUUACACCUCUCCAGCCAAUGCUUAGCAUUGCACAUGGUGAUCUUAGGCUUGUGUGCAGCUGCUCUGCCAUGAAAACCCAUUUCAUGAAGCUCCUGACGAACAGUUAUUGUGCUGAUGUUGCUUCCAGAGGCAGUUUGGAACUCAGUAGUGACUGUUGCAACAGAGGACCCUAUUUUAUUCGCUCUUCAGCACUCAGCGGUCCCUUUCUGUGAGCUUGUGUGGCCUAUAACAUUGCGUUGUUACUCCUAAACAUUUCCACUAAACAACAUCCUAUGACCGUGCCAUGUUGAAAGUCACUGAGCUCUUCAGUAAGGCCAUUCUACUGCCAAUAUGUGUCUAUUGAGAUUGCAUGGCUGUGUGCUUGAUUGUAUACGCCUGUCAGCAAUGGGUGUGGCUGAAAUAUACGAAUCCACUAAUUUGAAGGGGUGUCCACAUACUUUUGUAUAUAUAAUUUUGAUAGGUAACCUUACACUGAUUUUGGUGAAAAUGUUUGGUUUUUCUUUAUUUCAUUUUCCCUGCACAUGUACUCUGAUGCUGGAAUGUUAUAAUUUAUUAAACCCUGGUAUUGGUCCUCUUUUUUUAAAUGUAAUCUUUAGACUAAAAUAGCAUGUAUUAUACCACUGUUGUGCAAAGAAAUAAACUAAAGCAUCCUUAAA